Messenger RNA from Priapulus caudatus, 492 nucleotides. Its product is annotated as proline-rich proteoglycan 2-like. NCBI's taxonomy places the organism in Eukaryota, Metazoa, Priapulida, Priapulimorpha, Priapulimorphida, Priapulidae. The transcript is spliced from 3 exons. The record is from RefSeq and is a predicted model, not a curated record. The coding region runs from base 1 to 492 and encodes 163 amino acids.
AUGUAUUCCGAUUCGUGUAAUUACCAGACACAUACAUGCACGGAGCAAGUGAAGGAUACAAAGCGCACAAACGAGCACCUGCUCACAACGAUCCACCUGAAGCAUCUAACGCAUCCAAGAAAGGCGACAGUCUUCGAGUACCAGGGGGAGGGUCCGCCCCACAAUGCCCCUCCCUACGGUCCAGGAGAUGCUGGUCCUCAUUACAAUCCCCAAUAUGGCCCCCCAGGUUCAGGACCCCAAUAUGGAUCCCCUGGCGGAGGACCCCAAUAUGGCCCCCAGGGCGGGGCACCUCCUUAUGGACCCCAGGGUGCCGGACCCCAAUAUGGCCCCCAAGGAGGGGCACCCCAAUAUAGCCCCCAGGGUGGGGGACCGCAGUACGUGCCGCAAGAUGGCGCCAUGUACCACCCGCAGGGGGCGCCACCGAUGUCUGGGCCAUACACGGCACAACCGCAACCCGGUGCCAAUGUCGUGUACUAUCAGUCAACAUGCUAA